Messenger RNA from Rhododendron vialii, 4004 nucleotides. RefSeq lists its product as uncharacterized. The transcript has 4 exons. The record is from RefSeq and is a predicted model, not a curated record. Lineage: Eukaryota; Viridiplantae; Streptophyta; Magnoliopsida; Ericales; Ericaceae. Bases 138 to 3584 code for a protein of 1148 amino acids.
UCUCUCUCUCAUCCCAUACGCAGCGGGAAAACGAAAAAGCACUCCUCUCUCUCUCUCUCUCUAACCCUCGGAAUCCGGCCGUCGUGCUGGAUCAGCUCCCGUCGGCCACACUUUCUCUCUCUACCAUACAAGGAGGCAUGGCGGUGGCGUUCCAGGGCUUCUCGAUCCGAGAGUAUGUUUCGAAGAUGAGGAGUGUUGACGUGGCCAAAUGCUGGCCAUUCGACGGGGAAACGGACGAGGGUUUUCUCCCUCCGAUUACGGUGGCGAAGUUCAGGUGGUGGUCCGACGAGCUGGGGCUCGUGCGGUUGGAGUCCGAAGAGAGGGAGAUGGUUUUCGGAGAGUCGUCUAGGAGUCGGGGAGACGCUGUUGAGGUGGGUUUGAGUGAGGAAAUCGGCUUUGAUUGUAAGGGGAACGAUGAGAGAUCUCAUGUGAAGACGAAGGCGAAGUCUAGGGCGCCGAAGAAGAGAUCAAUUGUGGAGAUUAUUGCGGUGGCUCCACAGGUGGAGAGAGUGGAGGAUGACGAUGACGAGGAGGAGGAAGAGGAGGAGGGGGGUAGUUCACGAGAGAACGAGGUUCACAAUCCGAAGGUUUUGGCAUUGUGUGAUGUUAGUUCCGAUUCGAAAAGUAAGGAGAAGAUGAAGAAGAAGAAAAAGAAGAAAGCCAAAUUGAAAGACGAAACCGUAAGUAAUAUAAAGAAGCAAAAGGGGAUGAGCAAGGUCAAGAACAAGAACAAGGAAAGAGAAUGUGCCCAUCUAUUGGUCAAGCCAAUUGCAAAGAAGAAGGAGAAACCUCAUAAGCUGAAACUGCAAUCUCGGAUGGUUUUCUCCUCAAAACCGAAUAGCUCAUUUUGUAUUGAGGGGUUAGCCAAGGGCAUUCCGGAUGCUGUGUCUAUUCGCGAGAAGAAACCAACAGUAAAAUGUUUAGCUACACAGAAGAAAAAACUUGGAAAACCUUCCAAGUUGGUCAAGCAUAAAAAAUCAGGUUUUCAUGUUCGCGGAAUUCUCAAGAAUCACAAAAAGGGGUUUAUAGGGGAGCAUUCCACGUUAUGCAACUCUCAGAUUGCUGGUCAGUUUAGUCAGUAUAGUACUCCCCAAUCUGACAGGCAUGUCAGGUUCUCAGACAUGAAUGACAUACGGGGACCAAGAAGCAAGCCUCCUCCUUCACAGUGUCCUAAAUGGCAAAGUGUUAGCAGUUCAAAUUCAAAUGUAUUUUCAGCUGCUUCCACCAAGGAUCAUGAAAUGGAAAGGGGUAAAAAUUUGACGAUUGCUGAGGUGAAUGAAAGUGAGGAGGAAGAUGUUUCAAUCAGCACAAAUAAUGAGACAGAGGUUCAAGUUAAACCUUCAAGUACAAGGAAGUUGUUUGAUACACAGAAUUUUCUGAAGCCACCUAUGGGUCAUGAAGAUCAUUUCUCCAAGGGUUCAGUAACUGUAAAUCAAGUUGCACCGAAUAAUGAAAAUUUUGGAACAUUUAAUCAAGGUUACAGAGAUUCAUCACAUGACCCCUCAUAUGACUGCUCCCCGAGAUUCCCUUCUUUGCUAAAACAAAGGUACGAUCCCGUUGUUCAUACCGAAGUGCGUGCAGAUAUUGUAAGAGCUUCCAACUGCAUGAGUGACGGGUUGAUUGAAUCACACUCUACGGAUCUUAUUCAUACUGCUGCUGCUGCGUGUUCCUUGGAGUAUGUAAAAUCAUCUUCUCAUCCGUCACCAUCUUCCUUUGCCAUGAAUGGAAACGAAAAUGGAAAGCUGCCGUUUCCACCACAGACCACAAAUGUAACUUAUCCUAACCAUGCUAUGCAAUACCAAUCAUUCUGUCAUUUCACUCCCAAGGAAUUGAUGCGCAGUAUAUCUUCCUUUCCAGACUGGAAGCAAAGAGCAGCUAUGGGUGAAGGAAAAUGUGUGGAUCAAGGUUUCUUCGGUUUACCACUGAACUCACAAGGGGAACUAAUCCCGUUAAAUUCAAGUGGUACAGUAACGGGCUCUUCCUAUUUGGCCCUUCCAAAUUUUGCAGUGUGGAAUAAUGGCGGUGCAGUAACAAAGGACCAGAUAAACGUGUUUCCCGUUUGUAGCAGUAUGAAAGGGAAUCUCAACUUCCCCGUAACAUCUAGGACAGGUCAAAGUAGUAUCCAAGGUACUGGUGUGCACUGUUUUGACCCUGCACGAGAAUCAAACCAAUCUGUCUAUGACCUCGCAUCAGAUUUGGAGUUAGUGAAAAACAAUAACAUUCAUUAUGGGCAUAAACAGUAUAACCAGGUUCAGACCCAAAUUGGAGAUGGAAAGGGCUUUCAACAGGGGAACCCCAACGAUGCGGCAAUUCAUGUGUCUCAACCGACAAUGCGGCUGAUGGGUAAAGAGUUUACAGUCGGUAGAAGUAGCCAAGACUUGCAAGCAUUUGAGGAUGGAAAGAUUUGGACUGACAAGCAGAUCAUAGCAGAGCAUCGUCCUUCCAACACUGCCAUUGGCUACUCCUCAUUAGAGAGACCGCUUCCAGGUUCCGGAAAGUUGAAAGAAAAUGUUCCGUACUUGUCUGAAUUUCAUAUCUAUCAGGCAUCACAAAAUGGCCCACUGAUGAAACCCCCAGCUUCUAUGUUUUCUCACCCAUACCACACCUAUGGAAGUCACGUUUCUACAUUGCAUCCUUAUAUACCUUCAUCGGCUUCCCCUCCAUUAUAUAGCCCGGCUCCUCUUUUCCAAGAUUGCUUUACAAUUGGGUACGAAUCAUCGAAAGCCAACUCGCAAAUUCAAAUGUUUGCUUCCACUCCUCAAGGUUACAUGAGUCAUAUGACUUCAAAGUCUGCUGACCUGCAAAAUAGGCAGAAACUACCCCAUGCAAUGAAGUCGGCCAUGGAGUUACCUUUCUUGCAUCCAGAUAGUGGAGAGCAUGUCCAACCUUCUUGGUUGCGGAACCCUCCUACUAGCUUGCCCCCAUGGUUGAUAAAUGCAACACAACAGAAGGAAACACCCAUUGGUUCUUUUCACUCUUAUCUUGAUGUGGGAGGCGGAAAUCAUGCCUCCACCAUGUAUGGAUCGAACUUUCAGCCUUAUCCACAUAAUCCUGCAUUUUCUGACUCUGCGGUGAAGAAUUCACUUGGCCCGCCGCUCAUGCCACUCUGUCGUGAAUUUAUACCAAUUGCUUCUGUUGGUAAGAAUCAUGGAGAGAGAAUGAAGUUCAAAGAGAGAGUGAGCCCUAGAGUGAGUGGUCACAGAAAGUACAUUAGGAAGAGACCAGCGGCUAGAUCAUCAUCCGAUUCUCCAAAGCCGACUAAGAUUCCUAACUUGACGGUGGAAGAAGGAUCCGGUGCUGAAAAACCACUACAUGGUAGCAUGGCUGCAGUUGAACAAGUCUCUAUCAGAGAUAAACCAAGCAGUACAGAAUGUGGGGAGACUGAGAUUCGGACGACAGAUGAGAUUGAAAAAUCAGGUCCAAUUAGACUAAGCGCUGGAGCAAAGCACAUACUUAAACCCAGUUCAGAUAUGAAUCAAGAUAACUCCAGGGCAACAUUUUCAUCUAUUCCUUUUGCUGCUGUGACUAGUUCUGGCAGGGCUUCGGAACCUGAGAUGAAAUCAGCACAGAUUUACAGGUUUUAGAAGUAAGUAUGUUCAUACCCAUGGCAUUUUUGCUUCCCAUCAAAUUUACUCAUGCUUCCUUGAUGUUACAUUUUCUAAGGCACCAGGAAUGCUUCUUUGGUUUCCAGGAUCAUUGUGUACUACUCUUGGGCUGUGCAGUUCAAGGGCAACGCAGAGCUUUUCAUGUCCAGAGUUUGCAUCUGUAACACGUGUAAAUUGCCGAAGUCAUGUUAAAUUAUGUUUUUGUUGUUGUUGUGUGUUCAUUUGUUGGGUUUGUCACAAUGGCUAUGUAAUAUGAGGCACUAUAAGUUGUUUUCUGCACGAAAUUCCUUCUUAUUGGUAGACUUAACGUGUUUUGAACUUCAAACUCUUCUGCAAUGACCUUGUAAUUGGUGAAACGACUAAACUCCUUUAAAGAUGUGCUAAAACAAUCUUUCUUUC